AUUAGUUUGUCAUCGUAUAAAUUCAUCAAACAAAAAGAUGGAUUGGGUUUUCGUUUUUUGCUGCAGCGUCUGCUUCCACUGCCCACCAGUGACACGAAGACAAUGGAAGACUAAAGUCUUCGGCUUUGGACAAGUCAAAUGCAAAACUCCAAAUGGGAAGAAGACUGGUAGCAGUGCUAUAAAGAAGAGUGAUUUGCACUUCAAACUAGUGCAUUUAAGGCUCUCAACAGCCACAACCACCAAGCUUAAAGAGAUAAGCAAUUGAAAUGAGGAUUUGUGAAGGAAAGAAGUCAAUGUUCCAUGUCUUUGUUCAUCCCAUCUCGAAAUUUGCCAUCAUAAUCUGCCUGGCAUUGAUUUUUCCACCACCAACCUUGUCCCUGAAAUCUGCAGUCAAUGUUUGGCCCAAACCAAGGUUGGUUUCAUGGCCGAAACCACUUGCCAGAUUCCUUUCUGCAAACUUCACCAUGGAUUCUCCUUACCAUCAGCACCUGACGCCAGCCGUCAACCGCUACCUCAGCCUCGUCCGGACCGAGCACUACCAUCCCCUUAUCACCCCUUCUGUCAAAGUUUCGGCCUCGGCCGCUCCGUUGCAAACUCUUUCCAUCAAGAUAACCGAUCUCGCUGCACCCCUCCAACACGGAGCCAACGAGACCUACUCCCUCUCCAUUUCUGAAGCAGGUGGAACGGCCUAUUUGACAGCCGAAACGGCAUGGGGUGCAAUACGGGGUUUAGAGACGUUUUCGCAGUUGGUAUGGGGCGAUCCUCCAGCUAUACCCGUCAGGUUGUAUAUUUGGGAUGCUCCCUUGUUUGCACACAGGGGAGUCAUUUUGGAUACUUCAAGGAAUUAUUAUGGGGUGGAAGACAUACUAAGGACUAUUGAGGCAAUGAGUGCUAACAAACUUAAUGUAUUCCAUUGGCAUAUUACUGAUUCCCAUUCUUUUCCUCUAAUGGUUCCUUCGGAGCCGGAGCUCGCCGCCAAGGGAUCCUAUGGUCCGGACAUGAUAUAUUCUCCCUCGGAUGUUGCUAAGAUUGUUCAGUUUGGCUUGGAACAUGGGGUCAGGGUCCUACCAGAAAUUGAUUCACCAGGGCAUACAGGAUCAUGGGCAGAAGCCUAUCCGGAAAUAGUUGCCUGUGCAUACAUGUUCUGGUUGCCGGGAAGUGAUUGGGCUGACCGUCUUGCGGCCGAGCCAGGAACUGGUCAUCUAAAUCCCUUGAACCAGAAAACCUACAAAGUUAUCGAGAACGUAAUCCGCGAUGUGUCCAAUAUGUUCCCCGAAACUUUCUACCAUGGUGGUGCUGAUGAGAUAACUCCUGGAUGCUGGAAAGCCGAUCCUACCAUUCAAUCUUUCCUUUCAAAUGGUGGAACACUAAGCCAGGUCCUAGAAAAAUUUAUCAACUCAACGUUGCCUUACAUUAUAUCCCUCAAUCGUACCGUGGUCUAUUGGGAGGAUGUUCUAUUAGAUGAUAUUGUGAAAGUAGACUCCUCAUUUCUUCCAAAGGAGCACACCAUUUUACAAACAUGGAACAAUGGCCCAAGCAACACCAAAAAGAUAGUUGAAGCCGGAUACCGGACAAUUGUAUCGUCUUCGGAGUUCUAUUAUUUAGACUGUGGCCACGGAGGUUUUCUAGGGAAUGAUAGUCGGUAUGAUUCACAAGCAACAGGAGACAAAGAAGGUGCUUCUUGGUGUGAUCCAUUUAAAGCAUGGCAAACCAUUUAUAACUAUGACAUUACUCUUGGUUUGAGUGAAGAUGAAGCUAAAUUGGUACUCGGUGGAGAGGUGGCAUUGUGGUCAGAACAAGCUGAUCCUACGGUUUUGGAUGGUAGGUUAUGGCCGAGAACUUCGGCAAUGGCGGAGACAUUGUGGUCGGGGAACUGCGAUGAGGCCGGGAGAAAGAGGUCCGGCGAGGCAACCGAUAGGUUGAACGAGUGGAGGUAUAGGAUGGUAAGUAGAGGGGUGAAGGCUGAACCAAUUCAACCACUGUGGUGCAUUAGGAAUCCGGGGAUGUGUAACGCAGUCCAGUCAACUUGAUUUUCAUACAAGUGGAAAGAGAAAAUGAUUCUGUAGUUCACUGGAUUUUUACAUUUAGAACCCCUCUUUCAGUUUUCACCUUGUAUUUGAUGUUUCAAAUUGUCUAUGUUAUGGCUUAUGUUAUCCACAUCUUUUUCUCUUU
Hibiscus syriacus is the source of this 2172-nucleotide messenger RNA. Its product is annotated as beta-hexosaminidase 2-like. NCBI's taxonomy places the organism in Eukaryota, Viridiplantae, Streptophyta, Magnoliopsida, Malvales, Malvaceae. Gene Ontology annotation, molecular function: beta-N-acetylhexosaminidase activity. Gene Ontology annotation, biological process: carbohydrate metabolic process; glycosaminoglycan metabolic process. The record is from RefSeq and is a predicted model, not a curated record. Gene Ontology annotation, cellular component: membrane.